Gigantopelta aegis is the source of this 1869-nucleotide messenger RNA. RefSeq lists its product as uncharacterized. The record is from RefSeq and is a predicted model, not a curated record. Bases 127 to 1263 code for a protein of 378 amino acids. The transcript has 2 exons. Lineage: Eukaryota; Metazoa; Mollusca; Gastropoda; Neomphalida; Peltospiridae.
AACGUAUAAAAAUAAAUGUUUCUCUCAAUGUUUAGAAACAUUUCAAAGAAGUCGUCUUAAAAUUUGGAAAGAAAUUAGAUAGUGUGAUUUUAACUGAGUAUUUAAUAAAAAGUGACGAGACCAACCAUGCCACACACACUGAUAACUGAUAGACAUCUUGAAGAACUCAGAGAAUUGGGAGUGACUGUAGUGGAAGGUGUCAUUACUGAGGAGGAAUGUGACAAACAGAGAGGAAAAUACGAAGAAUGGCUGAAGGAGUUUCCGAAGGGCACUUGGCCCUUUUCUCCCCACGGAAUCGUCAAGUGGUACCGGUCUGGCCACAUGGAACCAACGUGGAACAUUCGAAUGCAAGCCAAGCCUGUCUUUACACAGCUCUGGGGCACAGAGGAACUGCUCUCCAGCAUAGACAACGUCGCUAUAGGCAGACCUCCUGAAGAUGGAGAAGAGGACUUUUACAGGGAAGGACAGCACUGGCUGCACUGCGACCAGGGUCCAAAGCGAAAGGGACUGCAUUGCUACCAAGGAGCCGUGUAUCUGGAGCACUGCGAUGAAGACGACUGGGCAUUUGAGGUGCUUGAGAAAUCCCACGAUCUGUUUGAGAGGUUUUACCAAGAAAGCGAACACGCGUUGACCGAGGGAAAAGAGGAUCCACUGUGGAGACUCAGACACCUGAACGACGAGGAUCUCAAGUGGUAUCUGGAUGAAGGAUGCAACCCCAGGAGAAUUGCAGUUCCCAAGGGUGGGAUGAUCCUCUGGGAUUCAAGACUCAUUCACGCGAAUGCCCGGCCUCUGAGAAACAGGAAUAACCCUGGUCGCUGGAGGUAUGUGGUCUUUGUCAGCAUGGGUCCUGCAGCCUGGGCCACGGAACAUGACUUGGAAAUAAAACGCGAUGCUUACAAAAAUCUCAAAAUGACAACACACUGGCCGUGUUUUGGUAUUGGAGUCCACCCAACAGAUCCACCAAGAUGUGCCUACAUCGAGGUCAGUAUGGUGUCCGAGUUACCGGAAGUUGCCAAGACUCUGGAAGCCAAGCGUCUGAUGGGUGUGGAACCAUAUGCCCGUGUAUGGAAACCUGAAUGGAACGCUGAGCGAAUCGAGAUAGAGAAAAAGGAAGAAGAGAGACUCCGUAACAACAAAGACAAAUGGGUAAACCUUGGAAGCUGGAACAUCAUAAGCCAAUGGUCAUUGUACAGACGCCUUGCUGUAUGCCUAUCCAUGGGCAUUACACUUACAGCGCUCAUUAAACGGUCAUGGGCAGUGUAGGGUUACUGCAGGACAUGUUAUCUGGGAAUGUGUAGCCUCACCCCCUCCUUCUCUCUCUCUCUCUCUCUCUCUCUCUCUCUCUCCAAAUAUAUGUACAUGUACAUAUACACAGACAUUUCAAACUAUACAAGUUAUAUAUUGUACAGCUAUACAUAUUCCAAAUGCAUACAAAACAAAACCACACACACACAGCAGCACCCCCCCCCCCCCCCCCCCCCCUCCCCCCAAUUGAAAACUGGAACAAAAUACCCGGACAUUUACAACUCCCCGGUGAACGAUUAUGACAAAUUCGGUACUGAGAUGCUACCAGCAUUAAUAUACUUCAAAAAAGUUAGUUUGUGUUGAUUAAGUAUUUGUUCACAAAAUAAUGUUUUAAAAAUAUGUAUAUUAUUAACUCAUUUUUUAUACAUUGUAUUCCUUUUUAAAUAUAUUUUUCACAAUUUUAUUCUGUAGUGUAGUAAUAUUUUUGAUAAACGCUUUUAUUCUAUAGGUAGUACAAUACCAAAUAACUUCCGGCUGGGUCAAAGUUCGAGGUGCACCGAACUUUUGAUAGAGAAGUAAACACCACAAGUCCUGUGAUUGGUUAUAAAUGUGAGUGUGUUGGUU